This is a messenger RNA of Dacryopinax primogenitus, 837 nucleotides long. Its product is annotated as glutathione S-transferase C-terminal-like protein. Gene Ontology annotation, cellular component: cytoplasm. The transcript is spliced from 3 exons. Lineage: Eukaryota; Fungi; Basidiomycota; Dacrymycetes; Dacrymycetales; Dacrymycetaceae. Bases 1 to 837 code for a protein of 278 amino acids. The record is from RefSeq and is a predicted model, not a curated record.
AUGCCCAGUCCAGACGAACACAUCCAUCCCACGGCCACAGGCGCCGCCGCGCAGACCGUAGCAUCCCACAGCGCACCCACGACAGACGGGAACGAGCUCGUCUUCUGGUCAGGCUGGUUCUGCCCAUUCGUAGCCCGAGCCUGGCUCGCCCUGGAAGAGAAAGGCAUACCUUAUCGUGCGUCCGGGUUUCUCGCCCUGCGCUCUGAGGUUGCUGAGGAGUAUCAUAAUGCAGAGUAUAAGGAGGUGAACCCGUAUAAGAAAGAGCCGGAGUUUCUUGCCAUAUCCCCCAAGGGACUCGUACCCGCUAUCACCUACCGCGGGAAACCGCUGCACGAAUCGCUCGUCAUCUGCGAUUUCCUCGAAGAAGCGUACCCCGAUACGCCGAGUCUCUACCCCAAGGAUCCGUAUGAUCGUGCCCAGGUACGACUGGCGAUCGACCUUGUGGGAAAGAGCUUCCUCCCGCCGUUCUUCAGGCUGCUGCAGAGUCAGGAACCGGAGAAACAAGCUCAAGCACUCGAGGAGGUCACUGAAGCGCUUAAGAAGUACUCGAAGAAGAUCGUAGGGCCUUAUUAUAUGGGUUCACAGUUCACCCUCGCGGAUAUCGUACUCGCUCCCUGGGUCGCACGCCUGCCCAUCGUCGAAAAACACCGCAACUUCUCCGCUUCUGCCGUGGGGGACAAGUUCGUCCAAUGGGUCAAGGCCGUACAGGCCCGAGAGAGCUUUAAGAAGAUCCUGAGCGAGGAGAAGUAUUAUGAGGAGAUUUAUGGGCGGUAUUUGAGGGAUGAGGCGAUGAGUGAGGCUGCUAAAGCCACUAGGGCGGGCAGGGCGAUUCCUUGA